Messenger RNA from Poecilia latipinna (sailfin molly), 3415 nucleotides. RefSeq names its product long-chain-fatty-acid--CoA ligase 1-like. The record is from RefSeq and is a predicted model, not a curated record. Gene Ontology annotation, biological process: long-chain fatty acid metabolic process. The transcript is spliced from 22 exons. Gene Ontology annotation, cellular component: membrane; endoplasmic reticulum. Gene Ontology annotation, molecular function: long-chain fatty acid-CoA ligase activity. Bases 353 to 2449 code for a protein of 698 amino acids. Lineage: Eukaryota; Metazoa; Chordata; Actinopteri; Cyprinodontiformes; Poeciliidae.
UUGUAUCCUUUAUUUUGAAGGGCAAACCCGGAAGAUGCGUUCACGAACGAAGCAGCUCCAACUUCAGGUGCGCGUGGUGGAGAGCGUGAAGCGGCGGCGAACUUCAUUGAAUAACAGUGUCACUUCCUCCUCGUGGCAGCAGCAGCAGCAGUGUUGCCGGGGUCGCUGUCCGUGGAUGAUCACCAGAGAUUAAACAUCUGCUGCUUUCUGUUCCAGGUUAGUGGCAAACACUGGAUAGAACGAUAGAGUUUUACUUUUGGUCGCCUCCUGACCAGCAUCUGUUCAUCAUCUGCGACCUCUGACCUUUCCUGAGCCCCCAAGCCCACCUCUGUAUUUCCAGUGCCACAGCAGCAUGCUGAGCCAGGAGUUCCUAGAGAAGAUGAAGUCCUUGGACCUGGCAAAUGUGAGCCAGUACAUCAGUAACAUCUCCACCCCCAUGUUGGUCAGCAUGGGAGCAGUGGCCGCUGCCACCACCUACUACCUGGCUACGCGUCCCAAAGCCCUCCCACCACUCUGGGACCUGCACACGCAGUCUGUCGAGGUUCUGGGCAGUGAUUUUGUGCAUCACUCAGCGCUUCAGAAAGAAGACAGUUUCCUGACUCACAUCUAUGAAGACGCCAGAACUAUGUACGAGUCCUUCAUCAGAGGAGCAAGAGUCUCCAAUAACGGUCCCUGUUUGGGCUUCAGGAAACCAAAACAGCCUUAUGAGUGGAUGUCUUACAAAGAGGUAAUAAAGCGAGCAGAAAAUCUGGGUUCUGCGUUUCUUCACAAAGGACAUUCAAAAACCACCAACCCCCACAUUGGUAUUUUUUCUCAGAACAGACCAGAGUGGACCAUCAGUGAGCUGGCCUGCUACACCUACUCCCUGGUGUCCGUCCCGCUUUACGACACGCUGGGAACAGACGCCAUUUCCUACAUCAUAGACAAAGCUUCUAUCUCUACCAUAGUGUGUGACGUGAUGGACAAAGCCAGCCUGGUGCUGGACUGCCUUGCAAACAUGAAGCACUCAGUGAAGACCAUCGUUCUGAUGGAGACCCCCAGCACCAGCCUGGUGGAGAGGGCCCAGCAGGCCGGAAUCCACAUCCUGAGCCUGCAGGAGAUGGAGGCUCUUGGUCAGGCCAACUACAAGCAACCGAUUCCUCCUCAGCCUGAUGACAUGGCGGUCAUCUGCUUCACCAGUGGAACCACAGGAAGCCCGAAAGGAGCGAUGCUAACACAUGGCAACAUUGUGUCCAACUACUCUUCCUUCAUCAAACUGACAGAGUUGUGCUGUCCGCUGAAUUCCAGCGACGUCCAUAUUUCCUACCUCCCCUUGGCUCAUAUGUUUGAAAGACUAGUCCAGGGGGUCAUGCUGGUGCAUGGAGCCAGAAUCGGCUUUUUCCAGGGAGACGUCCGCCGGUUAUCGGAUGAUCUGAUCGCGCUGAGGCCUACGGUGUUCCCAGUGGUACCCAGACUUCUCAACAGGAUGUAUGAUAAGAUCUUUGGGCAGGCUAACACGUCUUUGAAGCGCUGGCUGCUGGACUUGGCCUACAGGAGGAAGCAGGCAGAGGUCGAGAAAGGCAUCGUGAGGACAGACAGCAUCUGGGAUCGACUCAUCUUCAGGAAGGUCCAGGCCAGCCUCGGAGGCCACGUGCGUAUCAUGGUGACAGGAGCGGCCCCCAUCUCCCCUACAGUCCUCUCCUUCCUCAGAGUUGCUAUCGGCUGUCAGUUCUACGAAGGCUACGGCCAGACGGAGUGCACCGCCGGAUGUACGAUGACCCUUCCUGGCGACUGUAGUGCAGGUCACGUCGGACCGCCUCUGCCUUGCAACGCCAUCAAACUGGUGGAUGUCGCUGAGAUGAACUACCUGGCUGUAAACGGGGAAGGAGAGGUGUGUGUGAAGGGUCCAAACGUCUUCCAGGGCUACCUGAAAGACCCAGAGAAGACGGCAGAGACUAUAGAUGCAGACGGAUGGCUGCACACUGGAGACAUUGGGAAGUGGCUUCCUAACGGCACGCUGAAGAUCGUCGACAGGAAGAAGCACAUUUUCAAGCUGGCCCAGGGCGAGUACAUCGCUCCUGAGAAGAUCGAGAACAUCUACACGAGGAGUGAUGCAGUGGUGCAGGUGUUUGUGCAUGGAGACAGUCUGCAGGCUUGUCUGGUAGCAGUGGUGGUUCCUGACCCCGACUUCCUGUGUAGCUGGGCCAAGAGGACGAUGAGGCUGCAGGGAAGCUACCAGGAGCUGUGUGGAAAAGCGGAGGUCAAGGCGGCCAUCUUGGAGGACAUGCUGCGGCUUGGCAAAGAGGGAGGCCUCAAGUCCUUUGAGCAGGUUAAAGCCAUCCACAUCCAUACAGAGAUGUUCUCCAUCGAGAAUGGCCUGCUCACCCCAACAAUGAAGGCUAAGAGGAAUGAAAUGCGCCAGCUCUUCAGAUCCCAGAUAGAUGAGCUGUAUGCUGGGAUCAGCAUGUAGGAGGGCUCACUGGCUCCGUUUGUGUUGUGAAGAGAGAAAGAGGCAGCAAACUGGGGAGAGCAGGUCUAAACAAGAAGCUCCAAGGUAUCGAGCUGGAACACAAGAAACUAGCAGAGCAGGCCGACAUGCAGCUUUUAGGGUUUGUGAAGCAUUUCCAAGAUGGGAUCUGUGGAACACUAAACCUCACAGUCCAGAGGAGUUUUUACACAUGAAGUGUUUUCUAUGAUCAAACCUCACUACAGUACAAAUGUAUGAUUUUAAAAAAAUAUAUUUUUUAAGAUGAUUCCAAUCAGCUCUUAUGUGAACAUUUUAAAGAGAAACAGUCUCUCCUGCUCCAUCAGGAAUCAUGGUGUGAACAGCCACAUGUACAAACUGAUUACAAGCCAUAUAUUUAAGCUAAUGGUCCUUUUCUAUUAACACAGACUCAGCGACUAGUCACAUGCUAUUGGACCCUUUUAUUUUGCUGGGGUUCGUGACAUCAGAAGACUAUUGGUCACUUAUUGGUCAGGGGGUGGAGCCUCUGUUUGGAUCACAGGAGUGAUGCUCUUACAAUAAUCCAUUAAAACUCCCAACAGAGACCAAAAAGCCACACGUCGAGUUACACUGCUAGGCGCUAGUGGAAAAGGACCACAACAGUCUUAGCCAUUUUUAUAUCAACAUCGUCAUCUUUGUACAUUAAAUGUACAUUUUAAACUGUUUUCACUGUUAAUGUAAGAAUAAGUUUGGUAUCUCAUGUACUAGUUUAGACACUAAGGACAACAGUCUGAUCUAGCUGUGUUUGGGUAUCUAUGGGAACAACAUGGGAAAUCUUUGUCAAUGUAUUCAUUUAUUUAUGAUAAUGAUGAGAAAAGGUUACUGGCUAAAGAACCUUUCCUAAGUGAAUGUUAUUUUUUAAUGAAAAGUUAAUCAACAGGUUGUCAUUUUGUAAAAGAUUUCAUUAAAGAAAUUUUAAAAAAUCUGUGUAAA